CAAAUUCCGAACUUUCUCUCCGAUGACGAGAUCAAACAGAUUGGCAGUGCUGCGGUGGUUCCACGCUGUGUGUCCCUCCACCGGGAGGACGUAAUUAUUGAGCAGUCGGUAAGUAGCUCCAUGGACUGCUCCUCUGUUACUUACUUUCCCGAGGUCUCGGACGUGGAGCCACAGCUGUUGGAAAUCGGCUGGCCCGCCUCCUUGGCACACUUCCAACCCAGCUAUGGGGAAUGCAUCUAUAGUUACAAGGAAGCUGCGAGAAUAAUGAUAAAAAGUGCCAAGGAGAUAAUAAAUUGUGUGUUGUUUAGUGAUACAGAUUAAUGUUAUAGGUCUAACGUUAUAUGGAAGGACCCAUUUUGUAUUUUACUGAAUUUAGCACACCUCGGAUGUAAAAUUCAAACCAGCCACACAGGGUCGGCUCUAUCCUUUUGGGGGCCCUCCUAAACGAGAUUUGGUUUAGAUAGCUGGCUAGACUAAUUUACCUAUCUAAAAAUUGUUAGCUGACAUGGCUAAUUGAGUGACAUAACAAGAGAGACAUUUCUGACGCACAAUCAAAUUUAUAACUUUCACAUUGUGAAUUCUACUAUUGUAACUCUUAACAGUAAGUUGAGACCAUGACUGGAUUUCUCAGUUUUAAAGCAGGUUUUCUGCAGUUCUACACAUUUUACCAUGAGGCGGAGAGACAUUUUGUAAAUUUUAUAUAAAAUGCUAUGCAAUUCUACUUAUUUUGCCAUGGGGCAGAGAGAGAAAAAUUGCAGUUCUACAGCUCAUUUCCUGCAAUUCUACCCAUUUUGCCAUGGGGUGGAGAGACAUUAUUUAUGUUUUAAAGCUAAUUUCCUGCAAUUCUACACAUUUUGCCAUGACUUAUGCCAUGUUAAUGAUAUCUUAGUAAGAGUGACUAACAAAAUCAAUGCGGGGCCCCCUGGCACGUGACCAGUGAUUUUCGGCCAUGUUUACUACAAGUUUAGAUAGCUGACUAGACUAAUUUACCAAUCUAACAAUUGUUAGCUGACGUCUAUGUUUGGGCUAAAUCGAGUCUGGUCCAAAAAAACAACAUCUGUGGACGUUGAAAUCAAGGCCAGGGCGGACGGGCCAAAUUUAAAUGUCCUUGGACGUCGGAGUCGGACGGUGCUCACUGGGUGACUGACUGGUCUGGUAUAUAAAUAUUGGUGAGGUCUGGAUUAACCUUUAUACUGUUUGAUGUUCAGCUUCUCAAAAGCAUUGUUUUUUUCCUCUUUAUAAUUCACAGUUUCUUAUAGAAAACUAUAUCACCCAUUUUAAGAAGCAGUAGAUACUUGCUCAUAAAGGUCAGACAAAAGAAAGAACCCCAUUAGUGUUAGUUACAUGUUCAAACUCAACACAUUUCUGGACAUGUUCAAACUGUCAGUUUAAUGCAGUUUCCUUACCAUCCUGAUGAGUUAACGUUCCAGAAUGGAGAAUGAGGAAAGGGCACCAAACUCCAAGUCUGUGGUUCAGAGGAGCACCUACAGUAAUAGUACAUCGAUGAAUGUGUCUGAACAUGCUUUUCACAUUUAAUAAUGUUGGUGUGCUCUUUUCUUAAUGCUUAGCCUUGGGUGUCGAUCUGCCUCUGUGUGCAGGUGCGCUGUAGGUAGAUUUACAGCUAAAGUGGAGAUAUCAGAAUUGAGUUGCAAUUAAUUUUAUUUCUCUCUGCUUCAGGCCUUAUAGUUGCUCAGCAUCAGUUUGAGAAUAACAAUUUAGAAAAUGCCCCUUGAUCUGUAGGCUAUUGAGUUAUUAUCCUUGAGAGGGAACAAGAAAAUACAAUUUUAUCAAGGAAAGCUAACAUCAAUGCAACACAUUUCUAGCCUGCUUCUGAAGAAGAUGAGGUCAGACAUCAGCAGGAUGAGCCUGAUUGUCCCUGUCAUAGAAACUCAUUUGUUUGCUGACCAAGCAUUACAUAUGAUUGCAAUGGCAACAGACCACAGUUGACUGCAAGCAAGGAUCAUUUAAGUACACGACAGAGAGAGUGUGGCCAAUAGAGGAGCCGCCUCAGUGUUUUCUCCUUCUUAAUGUUUGAUAAAGACCUGGUUUGUGGGCACAAGCACGUAUAAGAGCCCAUUCAGAGUGACCCUGCCUCACAAAUAGUAAGGCAGAAGAGCAGCCUAUUUUAAAUUGUAAACUGGACCUGAAUGGUGCUUUGACUAACCAAUGAUUGAUGUACCAUUACAGGUGAUUGCCAUAGUGACAGACUCUCUGACAGACCUGGGCAUCUUCAAGGAUCUUCAGGAGGCGUGCGUGCACGUGGCACAGAGUUCCAGUUUACAUCCUGCUGGACCACUCAUGUGUGCCCACAUUCCUCAAAAUGUGCAACAACAUCAAUGUGCGCCUGGACGAGCUUCGGGUAUGUGGUUGUGAUGACUCCACCUUUGUGUUGUGUCGUAUCUCCGAUAAGCACCAGGAUAAGCCAUGAUUACAGUUUCAAUGCAUUUUAUUCAAAUGCAAUGAAACUGAUGGUCAUAUAAUGCAUUGUUUUCAUGAUCAAUGGAAACAUUGAUUUUUUAUGACUUAGUAGCAUGAUCAUGCUGUAUACAUGUUUUAUAAGUGACCAGUGACUGGCUUGUAUUUCAUACUGUUUUUGUUUCAAUCCUCAUUAAAGCAAACGCUAGUGCGGACCAUAACUGGUGGUACGUACUUCAUGAGAUCAGGAGCCAAGAUUACAGGAAAGGUUAAUGAACGGUUCAUGUUGAUUGAUGGGAACAGAGUGGCUACUGGCUCCUACAGGUAAAGAUGUCCUGCUUUACUAAAAAGUCAUUAUACAGUAUAGCAUUGAAAAACGUCCCUGUUUUUUUACAAGACCCCCGAGCAAUAAGCAAUAAAACAUGACUAAAUACUUUCCACUUGUAUGAAUCAAGCUACUGUAAGUGACCUAGCCAUCCUUAUUUGACUGAUAUGGGGUAUAAAACUGUAAAGCAUUUUGAUAACAUUCUUAACAUUAAUUGGACUGAUGGGAACUAAACAGCAGCAACCUGAUUGAGCUGUCUGGCCAGAUCACUGAGAACUUUGAUGAGGAGUUCCGCUUCCUGUACGCUAAGUCCAUGCCUGUUAUUACCAGGGGCCCAGCCAGUGCCCGAAACAGUGGCAUCUACGACCACCUGCUCAUCAAACACCCCGCCACCUCAUCCCCUCAGCCGGCCAGAGAAAGGACCCCAGUCGAGCCUGUUUGUCUGGAAGUAUUGGGAAAAACUGUCUGUCUGACCAUCACACCCAGCCGGGCCCAGGCUGUGGCAGUGCUGCCCCCCAGAGAGGAGACUGGGGAGAGGGGCCGUAAGAGCAGCCCGGUCUCGGAGUCCUCCACCAUAGGGGAAGACUGGAUGGAGCGGCAGCACAUGCAGGAGAUCCUGGCUGGAAGUGCUGCCCGGUGCCUGCCUACAGGUGACCCUGCCACUGUCACAGUAGCAGUGGAUGUGCUGGUCACACCCCCCCACUCCCCGUCAUGUCUCCACCCAGACCAGCUGCCCCAUGGUGGACAGUGGAGUGCAGACAGAUCUGACUCAGUACACUAACCGCCUCUCCCCCAACAAGGCUACAGUUACCCCCUUUACCACCACCAAUAACCAGACCAACAACAUCCAGAAUGAAGCUGCCUCCUCCUCAGAUUACAUCUCUACCUCCCCAGGCAGCACCUCACCUCCCAUGGGGUGGACCAUUGUCCUGCAAUCUGUCACUGUACCGCGCCCCCGAUGGGAACCUGAGGGAGUGCUUCCACAAGCUGACCAAAGAGCGUCAGUAUCACUACUCCACCAUCCGCUCCAAGCUGGAGCACAUGGUGACCAUGCUGUCCCACCGCCGCGAGCUGGUGAACCUCAACAACAUGGCCCUGGGGCCCGGGCUGCACAGAGCAGGCAAAGGCCCAGAAAGAGCGGAGACAGAGGCAGGGGCAUAA
Messenger RNA from Coregonus sp. 'balchen', 3901 nucleotides. NCBI's taxonomy places the organism in Eukaryota, Metazoa, Chordata, Actinopteri, Salmoniformes, Salmonidae. The record is from the annotation of a GenBank genome assembly.